Messenger RNA from Manduca sexta (tobacco hornworm), 2689 nucleotides. RefSeq lists its product as uncharacterized. Bases 86 to 1441 code for a protein of 451 amino acids. Lineage: Eukaryota; Metazoa; Arthropoda; Insecta; Lepidoptera; Sphingidae. The record is from RefSeq and is a predicted model, not a curated record. The transcript is spliced from 2 exons.
UAAAAGGAAAAGAAAGAAGUCAGUUUGUUGCUAUUGCGUCUUUCCGGGGGCUAGCAGGUACUGAAAUUGUUUAACGGCGAAUGCCAUGGCAACGUUGCUCUAUCUCUGCGAACCUACCGAGAGAAGCUCCGAGGACGAAGCGGAACAGCGACAGUCGUACCACGAAGAGGAACAACCCAACCAAGACUCACAGCAAACUUUGAACGGUGCCCAAAGCGAGGAGGAAAUGGACAACCCUACGAACAACGUGGACAUCGAGGCGAAUACGCAAGCGAUACUGGCUCUUCCAGUGGUGAGUCAACCGACCAAGAAGAAAAACGUUGUAAAGAACAAAGGCAUCGGAAAGUGUUCAAGAAGUCGUCAAAUACGAUUCAUAACUCAAAUGGGACUGUACGUAUGGUUGAAGACAUACUGGGAUCGAGAUGCGACCCUUCAGAUAAUGGGCAAGUUCGUGAGUGCAAUAAAAGAAAAAAGUCUCCAGACUCGGAACAUGGCUCUCGGCAAAAUGGUAAGACCCCUAAGCCAAAUAAUGAAACAAUUCAUUGCGGACUUGACGAAGUUAGACAAGCCUUUAAAAAAAGUAUCCUGGGAUGUUUUCGAGGAGUGGGCCUUAAACCAAGGAUUGUCCACGAUGUAUGGGAACUUCCAAACGAUGGCUUGGGAACAAGGUUUCGAGACAAUGUUAUACGACAUAUACGGGGAAACAUAUACUCAAUGGAUGCAGACCGAGAACCAGUCCGACACAGAAGAGGAAGAGGUAUACUCAUCAUCUCGCAACACAACGACCACAUGCAUGUCAUCCACGAUUGCACGUACAGUGGAGGAUCGUGCCGAUGCAGAUUCAUGCGCUACUUCCAGGAAUACACAACACAAGAAAGCCAAGACAGUGACUCUCAAUGCUCCCCAUGGUCAAAAAUUGAGAAAUCUCUUAACCUUGAAAUCGACGAUGAAUACGAAAAGCUACAAGUCGGACUCGGAGAAGCGUCCUAGCAAGAGACGCCUAUCAAUAGAGAACGAAUCGGAAGAGGAGGAGUUGAUCUUACCACCAUUGACGAAAAAACCGAAAUCGAGACACCACCAGAGAGUGUCAUCAGUGGAGGAAGCGAUAUCGGAGGAGGAGGAGGGAAGCGAUGCCUUAGACGCUAUGCUAGACGGUGUGGUACAGCAGCAGUGUACACUCCGGACCACUGGCUCUAUAUCACAGAAUAUUUGUGAAAAGCACCACGCCAAAUAUAUUUCUAUGAAGUCGCGGGGAGAGCGUGGUACGAAAGUGGUAAAAUUCGAGAUCUUUCCCUUCAAAGAUUGCUUGCGAAAACCCAAGCAGGAAUGGUGGAAAUCCGCGACCCUGCGGUCAACGUUCCUGUGCUAUUCGGACGACUCGCGUGUAGCGAAGCUGAUGGAAGAACUUACGAAGGAACUAGUGAAGCAGCUGCGCAAAUAAAGGGUAGGCGACCAGAGAAAACGUACGAUCAAAAUUUCUCUCCACGAAAAAAGAAACUAAUGAAAAAGGUUGAACAUUUGAAAUCGAAAAUGAGAAUAUUUAAAAAAAAGGCAAAAAUUUUCGAUAAUAUUGAAUCAAAAUUUCUUAAGACGAUGAUGUUUUCAGUAAUUAGAAAUCAAAAUCGUUCUGUUCAGGGCAAACGAUGGUCUGAAGAUGAAAAAGCUUUAGCCAUAGCAAUGUAUAAAAAAUCACCGAAAUUAUAUAGGUAUUUAAGACAUUUGUUACCCUUACCUAGUCCAAGGACUUUACAAAAUGUUCUUAGUAAGAUGCCAAUACAUCCUGGAUUUAACAAAGUGGUUAUUGAUCAUCUCAAAAGAAAGGCAAAUGAAUUAUCGGGUAAAAAUAAAACCUGCGUUAUUUUAUUCGAUGAGAUGUCUUUAAAAAAGAGGCUAAUCUUUAAUUCUGCUAAUGAUAAAGUUGAGGGCUAUGAAGAUUUAGGAGAACAUGGUCGAUCGGGAAAUUUAGCUGAUAAAGCUUUAGUUUUAUUAUCACAAGGUGUGCAUAAAAUUUUUAAGCAGCCGCUUGCACACUACUUUGUCAAAGGUACAAUAUCUUCAGAAAAAUUAGUAGCCAUUAUUAAAAAUGCAAUAAAAAUUGUUACCGAAAUCGGGUUUAAAGUAAUCGCGACUGUCUGUGAUCAAGGCCCAACGAAUGUUGGUGCUUUAAAUUUGCUCAAAAAUUAUCUGGACAACCCGUUGAUAGUAACUCUUACUUGGUGCAUAAUGAGAGAGUUUAUAUAAUUUAUGAUGUACCUCAUUUAUUCAAAUCGAUCCGGAACAACUUUUUCGAAGGCGGUAUUUUGGUUUUUGAUGGAAUUAAAGCUAAGUGGUCACAUUUAGUUGAAAUUCAAGAAAAAAUAGUAACACUUCAUUUCAAAAAAAUUACACCGCUGCACGUAAGUCCUAAGUUUCGCGCUAGAAUGAAGGUAAAACUAGCCGCACAAAUACUAAGUCAUGAUGUAUCUGCUAUUUUGAAAUUAUUUGCUGAAACAUUUGAUGUUAAUGUAAAAGAUGUUGAUGGAACAAUAAAACGUGAGUCAAUUUUGCAAACCGCUAAUGUCAUUCAGCAGUUAGAUAGAUUAUUUGAUAUAACUAACGGUCCAGCAUCAAAAAAAGAUGUGAGGAGAGGUAUACGCGUAAAUGUAUCCAAAAACAGUAUACAUCAUAAGUUAUGGCUAGAGUUGAAAAA